UGGCUUAGAUGCGUUCAGUUGAAGUAUAAGAAGAAGAUAAGUUCAGCGCGUAUGAGCAGCACAUGUUUGAAAACAUUAUGAUUAAGGCUCAAUACAGGGAACUCUUUGCGCAUUUAUUGCAUACAAUUUGGUUCUAUUCAGUCUUCUUUUUGGUCAUCAUACAUGACGGCAAAACUUACAGUCGCAGCAGUCAGUGGCACAACAACGGAUACAAUGCGUGGUCCUCGAAAUAUAAGAUGCUCACGAAUGUAUACGAAGGAAAGAAUUUAGAAUUCGGCUUUCCAAGUGACGAUGACAGGAAAACAGCUUUACGCAAGGGUCUCUACGACCCCGAUAGUCCACUGCCCAUCGAUGUGGAUGUUUAUUAUCCGCCGAGUGGCGAAGAGCCGAGGAUUUUUGUUACCAUACCACGAUUCGGCCAAGGUGUGCCCUAUUCAUUGGCCUACCUGACGAAUGAGGUGCGACCGAACGGCACCGAGCUGCAACCAUUUCCCGACUAUGAUUGGCACAAAUCACACGGGGAUGACUGUGAUGGCCUGACCUCAGUUUAUCGCAUACAGAUCGAUACAUGCGGUAAAAUGUGGAUAUUGGAUAGUGGCGAAAUAGAAUUCAAACAACAUUGUGCACCGCAACUAGUUGUGCUCGAUAUCGCAACCGCCGAGGUGAAGCAUCGUUAUCGCCUGCCCAAAGGCAUGUAUAAGCCGACAAUAAGCCGUUUUGUCACGCCCUACGUAGACAUUGCGGAUCCCGGUCCGUAUGGUUCCUGCAAGGAAGCUUUCGUUUAUAUGGCUGAUCCCACCGGCACCGGUUUCGUCGUGUACGAUGUAAAGAAUGAGCGUUCUUGGCGUGUUGAAAAUAAAUAUACAUAUCCCGAUCCAGAUUUUGGCACACACACCAUAGCUGGUGAAAGUUUUGAGCUCUUGGAUGGUUCUUUCGGUUUUGCUGUCACGCCAAGAGGUUUGGGUUUACGCCGCAUGCUCUACUUCCAUUCACUCUCGAACGAUGCGCAAGUCGCCAUUCCACUGGAUAUUGUCAAUGAUCCCGCAUACUGGGGUAAUGGUAUCAAAUCUGCCAUGGAACAUUUUGUGUUGCUGGGCAAACGUGGCGUUCAGUGCGCUGCACCCGCCAUGACGUCCAGUGGUGUAUUUCUAUGUGGUCAUCUCGAACCCAUUGGUAUCUUCGGUUGGAAUAUUUUCACACCAUACACAUACCAGAAUCGUAUGUUGCUUGCUGAAAAUCCCACAACACUACAAUUUAUCAGCGGCUUGAAGGUGAUUACGAAUCCGCAGGGCAAAGAGGAAGUUUGGUUGGUUUCAAAUCGUUUGCAGAAGGCCUUCAGCGGCACCAUGAAUUACAAUGAGAUUAAUUAUCGCAUUCUGAAAUGUGGCGUCGAUGAACUGUUGCUGGGCAGACCUUGCUAGUCGAUCAUAAAAUUUAUUUGUAACGUUUUAGUACCUUAAUUGUAAUAAAUUUCUUU
Molecule: messenger RNA, 1477 nt
Organism: Ceratitis capitata (Mediterranean fruit fly)
Lineage: Eukaryota; Metazoa; Arthropoda; Insecta; Diptera; Tephritidae
Product: major royal jelly protein 1
Exons: 4
Coding region: 63-1421 (452 amino acids)
Cellular component (GO): extracellular region
Source: RefSeq, a predicted model, not a curated record